Molecule: messenger RNA, 1327 nt
Organism: Ipomoea nil (Japanese morning glory)
Lineage: Eukaryota; Viridiplantae; Streptophyta; Magnoliopsida; Solanales; Convolvulaceae
Exons: 2
Coding region: 81-1214 (377 amino acids)
Source: RefSeq, a predicted model, not a curated record
CCCACGUUCUGAACCUCCUCCACCAAACCUUAAUUUAACAGGCACAGAAACGGAGAGGGUCUGCUACUGUUAGUGUUGCAAUGGAGAGGCUUAUCUCUUUCAACCCUAUCUCAUCUAAGCCCGCUCUCCCUCCUCGCCUCUCUCCGCUCGGUUUCGCCACCGCCGCCCGCCCCAAACUCGCCUUUUCUCCGCCCUUGACUUCUGCUGACUCGCCACGCUUCCACUCGAUCCGCUGCCGUUACCUCGACUCCUCCUCCGUGGUAGCUUCGGAAUUUCGCGAUGCUCUCUCCGAUAAGGCUUCUGAGCCUGCGGAUUUGCCUGAUGGGAAUGCGCUCCAGCCCAAUUUCAUCCAACAGAUUGCUGAACAUGUAUUCAACCGACAAAAGGCAGUGGGUGCGAUAAUACUUCUUUCAGCUAUCUGUACAUUGUUUCAUCCAGCCAUUGUAUCACCGGCUUUUGCUAGCUUUCAAAGUGCUGCAAAGGCCGGAGGUUCUGCUGCAUCUGCAGCGGGUAUUAGUAGUGAAUUACUAAACAGUGCAUGGACCGGGUUCUUUGCUGGCUGCUUACACACAUUAUCUGGGCCUGAUCACCUUGCUGCGUUGGCUCCACUAUCAAUAGGCCGGACUAGGAUGGAGAGUGCUGCUGUGGGAGCUCUCUGGGGUUGUGGCCAUGAUGCUGGGCAGGUGAUAUUCGGGCUGUUGUUUCUACUCUUAAAGGAUCGACUCCACAUUGAAGUCAUCCGAACCUGGGGUACGAGAGUGGUUGGCUUUACCCUUCUUGUAAUUGGAGCAAUGGGAAUUAAGGAAGCAUCUGAAGUGCAUGCACCAUGUGUUGCCCUAGAAAACGGUGAGUGUGAUGUUAGUUUAUAUGACGGGCUCGAGGCUCCUCCGGCCAUUGGGAAAAAGAAGAAGGUUGGCUUAGCUACAUUUGCCACCGGGAUUGUUCACGGUCUUCAACCCGAUGCUCUCUUGAUCAUCUUGCCUGCGCUUGCUUUGCCCUCUCGCCUCGCCGGUGCUGCAUUCCUGGGUAUGUUCUUGGUUGGUACUGUAAUUGCAAUGGGAAGCUAUACUGCCUUCAUUGGUUCAUUUAGUCAGGCACUGAAGGACAGGGUCCCUCGAAUAACCGAGAAGCUUACUUGGGCUGCUUCACUUCUAGCUAUUGGUCUAGGUUUAUCUCUUCUAGUCAGCCAAUUUUUUGGUUUUAGCCUGUAUUGAUUUGAAUCCUACGUUUUUAUUUAUGUUAGCGAGAUUUGUUUUGUGUUUCAAAAUCAAAGUUGACAAUCAGUGUUCUCUUUAUCUUUACAAAAAAUUAAGCUUUAAUGUUAUAU